Messenger RNA from Ricinus communis (castor bean), 2031 nucleotides. Its product is annotated as probable inorganic phosphate transporter 1-9. The record is from RefSeq and is a predicted model, not a curated record. Gene Ontology annotation, molecular function: transmembrane transporter activity. The transcript is spliced from 2 exons. The coding region runs from base 186 to 1772 and encodes 528 amino acids. Gene Ontology annotation, biological process: transmembrane transport. NCBI's taxonomy places the organism in Eukaryota, Viridiplantae, Streptophyta, Magnoliopsida, Malpighiales, Euphorbiaceae. Gene Ontology annotation, cellular component: membrane.
AAGAAAAACAUUUAGACGCGAAUUACGCUUCACCCUUUCUCUUUCCGUGGGGGUAUAUAUAAAACCUCCAUUGAUUUUCAAAAAGCAAAGUCAUCAAACAUCUCCAUCUCUUUUCAAGUUUCAAGUUUCAAGUUUCAAGUUUCAGAACCCAGUGGCUAGUAAUAGAGUUAGUAAUAGUGAAAAAUAUGGCGUUAAAAGUUCUUUCAGCCCUCGACUCUGCAAAAACACAAUUUUACCACUUCAAAGCCAUAAUAGUAGCAGGGAUGGGUCUCUUCACUGACGCUUAUGAUCUCUUUUGUUUUCCAGCAAUCAUGAAACUUCUCGGACGCAUAUACUACGAGAACAACCCUCCAAAUACUAAAUACGAAAUCCCAACAACCGUCGUCACUUUCAUGGUGGGUACAGCCCUUCUCGGCACCGCUAUUGGUCAGGUCAUAUUUGGCAGACAAGGUGACCGAAUGGGGAGGCGCAGCGUUUAUGGAUUAGCAUUGAUGCUGAUGGUAAUAAGCUCUUUAGGAUGUGGGUUCUCUAUAUGCAGGACACGGAAUUGUGUUCUUGUUAGUUUGGGGUUCUUUAGAUUCUUUCUUGGUCUUGGAAUCGGAGGAGACUAUCCUUUAUCAGCCACGAUCAUGUCGGAGUUUGCCAACAAGAGGACUCGUGGGUCUUUUAUUGCCGGCGUGUUUUCUAUGCAAGGUUUUGGGAUAUUGGCCAGCUCUGCGGUCACUAUGGUAGUGUGUAAGAUAUUUUGGGGAGAAGCAACCAAUUUGACAAAUGAUCAUACGCCUCAGGAUGCUGAUAUUACAUGGAGGUUGAUACUGAUGCUUGGUGCAAUUCCGGCUGCUUUAACCUAUUAUUGGCGUAUGAUGAUGCCUGAAACUGCUAGAUACACAGCUCUAGUGGAGAAUAAUGUUCUCCAAGCAGCCAAAGAUAUGGAAAAAGUAUUAGAUGUUUCAAUAAAUCAAAUAGCAGAAGAUGGGCCACUGCCACAAGAUAGACCAACCUAUCCUCUUCUUUCUAAGAAAUUCCUUCGUCGCCAUGGCCGUGAUCUCUUCUCUUGUUCCAUUAACUGGUUUCUCUUAGACAUUGUCUUCUACAGUAGCAAUCUGUUCCAGUCCCAAAUAUACAGUCAGUUUCUGAAACUUAAAGAUGACAAUGUCUAUGAAGAAGCUUUUAAAGUCGCUCGCUUCCAAGCCAUUCUAGCAAUCUGCUCAACAAUUCCUGGGUAUUACGUCACUGUUUAUUUUAUUGAUCGCAUUGGAAGAAGAAAAAUACAAAUCAUGGGCUUUCUCUUCAUGGGUAUAGUUUAUUUUGCUCUCGGAAUACCGUACAAUCAUUGGCGCAAGAACACAAAUAAAGCUUUCUUGUUCUUAUAUGCACUCACAUUUUUCUUUGCAAAUUUCGGACCAAACACCACUACCUUUAUGGUGCCAGCUGAACUUUUCCCUGCGCGAUUCAGAUCGACGUGUCAUGGGAUAGCAGGAGCUAUGGGAAAGCUGGGUGCAUUGAUAGGGGCUAUUGGGGUUCUGUAUGCAUCAGAGGAGCAAGAUGAAGAGAAUUAUCCAAAAGCCAAGCCAAUGACAACAGCGUUGGUGGUUCUGGGCGUUGUUUGCCUUAUCGGAAUGGUUGUUACUUACUUACUUACGCCUGAAACCAUGGGAAGAUCUUUAGAAGAGAACGAGAACGAUAAUGAAGAUGAAGAAAACGAGUUAAUGGGAUGUUUCAGUAGAGGUGCUAGACGCAGGGCGAAUUCAUCCGAAGUGACUGCUCUAUAGAAAAACUUCCAGCUUGUUAAUUAAAUAAAUUAGAUCAUCAGCUUUUACCUCCUCCAUCUUUUGUUUGUACAUACAAACUACGCAAGAAGUCCUUGUAUCAUCUAUCAUGUUUUUAUUUGUUUUCUUCCUGAAAGUACACCAUUUGUUGUUAGUGGUUCGUCAAGAGACGACUUUGAAAUAAUAAUAGUAGCUAGCUGCAGCCGAGAAUGUAAUACUUUAUGCCAUUUUGCAUAGAUAUAGUGGUUGUCGAUUGUAAUCU